Ixodes scapularis (black-legged tick) is the source of this 663-nucleotide messenger RNA. RefSeq lists its product as uncharacterized. The record is from RefSeq and is a predicted model, not a curated record. The transcript is spliced from 3 exons. The coding region runs from base 89 to 544 and encodes 151 amino acids. NCBI's taxonomy places the organism in Eukaryota, Metazoa, Arthropoda, Arachnida, Ixodida, Ixodidae.
CGCGCGGACCGUCGUCAAGGGGCCCGGACCAAAGUUGCCCGGACUUUGUGCUCAGCAUUCGUCGUUCGUCGCAUCCCACGGUCGCGCUAUGGACCUUUCGGACCUAACGUCUCUAGAGCUCGAAAUCCUGGAACGGACAGCUGACAUGGGUGCCAUAUCCUACGAUUCGACCCCGAUGCGCGACGUCGACGAACGCAGCGCCGCGGGCACCGACUGUGGCAACGACGAACGGCCGCGCCGCGGUGAAGCGAGUCCGCAAGAGCUGGAAGACGCACCCGACGAUGGAACCGGGCGGCUUGGGAACACGGACUGGUGUCUAUGUGGUUCCUGCGCGCCGAUGGAGACCGUCGUCGAGUGCGUCUGCUGCCGCGAAUACCCGGCCGUCGCACGGAAGCAGCAGGGCCGGCAGGGCUGCGUAACGGGCCACCCGGACUUCGAGGCCCUGUGCCUCAACCCUGAGGUGUUGAGGUUGGCCUACCUCAACAUGCGGCACUACGGGCAGCAAGGGAUGGGCGCAAGUGCCAGCGAAUACCAGACACCCUGAAGCCGGUGGAUGAUCAUCUCGACAUGUUCCUUGUGGUGCCAGCAACACUUGCACCGCUGGUGUGGCAUUCUUUGCACGCUAUGCUGGGAUAGUUUUUUAGGGGUGCCAUGUCUGGACAG